This is a messenger RNA of Amphiprion ocellaris (clown anemonefish), 3880 nucleotides long. Its product is annotated as probable serpin E3. Gene Ontology annotation, biological process: negative regulation of endopeptidase activity. The record is from RefSeq and is a predicted model, not a curated record. The transcript is spliced from 7 exons. Gene Ontology annotation, molecular function: serine-type endopeptidase inhibitor activity. Lineage: Eukaryota; Metazoa; Chordata; Actinopteri; Pomacentridae. The coding region runs from base 580 to 882 and encodes 100 amino acids.
UGGGUUAAUGCUCUCUCUCUAUUCAGGUCAACACAACUCAUACAUUAAUUACACAACAAAUGGUUAUUAAUAUUGUAAUGUCUGUAUAUCUUAUAUAGACAUAAAAUAUAAUGAGGCGAAACGAGAGUGGUGUCUUUCAAUGUGUUUACUUCUGAACUGCCAGACCAGACUGCCAAACAUGGGGUAACAGGCAUCCCAUAAUACCUUGCGCAGGUACUUCUUAAAGUGACCAUAACACUGUUUUAUACAUUACAAAUAUCAAUAUUGUAUUACUCAUAUGUGACAUCAAGUUCAGUGUUCAGCUAGCAGUGCCUUAAAAAAAUAAAUCCUAACAUGUCCUUGUCUCAGUCUGAUCCAGUUCUUCUCUAAGAUGAGGAAGUGGGCCGACAUGUCCAACCUCUCGCAGGACUUCAGGCUACAAAUGGAUGGCUGGAGCGAAACUUUGAGGUCUCCACCGUGAUCUUCCGCAAGUUUGAUGUCUUGAUUUAGUACGAGAGGAAGACGCUACUGUCCUCCCUGGAGGCUCAGCUCACACAGCGCCACCUAGCGUCCUGGGACACCGGCCUGCGCAGAACCAGGAUGGACAUCUUCCUCCCAAGAUUCAGAAUGCAGAACAAGUUCCACCUGAGGUCGGUGCUCCCCGCUAUGGGCAUCAGCGACGCCUUCAACCCCACAGCAGCCGACUUCACCGGGAUCUCAGUGGAGGAGGGUCUCUAUGUGUCUGAUGCCUUCCAUGAAGUCAGGAUAGAAGUCACGGAGGACGGGACCAAAGCAGCUGCUGCUACUGGGAUGGUCCUCCUCAAAAGAUCCCGAGCUCCAGUUUUCAAAGCAGAUCGGCCGUUCUUAUUUCUACUGCAACAGGUUCACACAGUGGUGAAAUAAAAAAACAUCCAGGAAACUUUUCUACAUUGAUGCAACGUUUCCCAGAGCUUCAUCUGAUGACCUGAAACAGAACUGACCUGCUGAUGGAGGACCUGUUGAAGAACCCUAACUCUGUAACUGAUGAAGAUAAAGAAGAAGGUUUUCCUGUCAGGUGUAACUGAUGAUGAUGAAGGUUUUCCUGUCAGGUGUUACUGAUGAAGGUGACGAUGGGGGACGACUGGGGGACCCUGACGGGGUGAGCUGGUGUCUUCAUUUGCACAACUGACUUCCCCUCUUGGACGUCCCUUUGUUCUGCCCCUAGUUCUGCUGCUAUAGGCCUAGGCUGCUGGAGGACCUCUCUGGAUGCACUGAGCCCUUCUCUAUCUAGCAUUAUAUACAAUGGUAUACCAUAAAUAUAUGUUCCAUUAUUGCAUUACACUCACUCUGUUUCUCCCUGUGUCCUUUCUCCGAGUGUCCCUGAUCCCAGAGCUGGAUGCUUCAGAUCUGUGGUGGUUCUCCCACCAACUGGCCUAAUCUCCAUCUGUGGGAUGCUGCUGCUGACCUUCCUCCAGCCCACUGCUUCCAGCUGCCCAUUUCCAUCAAUCUACUCUGCAUCACCCUCACUAUACUUGAUUUGCUCGUCUACAUAUUUUUGAAUUUACCACCAGCUAUAUAUGUAGUAUAUUUAAUGCCAGAGCCAUACACCAUAGCAGUAAACUAUAAUCAGUUUCCAGCCCAGAGGGAUAUAUGCACAGACUUUUUUAAAUACCAUGUAGAAGACUAUAUACAGGAAGAUGAGGUAUCAGUUCUUGCACAUAGAUAUACAACAGUCCUUUAUUACUCCCCAGGUUAGGGGAAAUUUCCAGUGUUAGAGCAGCAAAAAUCUUUCAGAGCAGCACUAACUACAGUUUACUACAGUAAAGAUAAUAAUUAUAAUAACAAUAAUAUAUACAAGAAUGAAAAAUGAAUAAAUACAGUAUUACUACACUAUAAGUGACAUCAGCAUAAAGUGGCUUGUGGAAUACAUGUAAUUGUAAAAGUGGUGAAAAUGCCAGCAGUGCAAGAAGUUGUGGAGAUUUUCUCAAAACAGGUGAGUCCUGUGAAUAUGACCAAAAUAUGAGAUAAAACUACCAGAAACAUGUACAAAAUGACCAAAAUAUGAUUGGUUGAUAAUGUAUCAGUGUUGUUAUUGAUUAUUGAUCGGUUGCAGGGACAGAGAUUUGUGUCUGAGUCUCUGCUGUCAUCUAAUCGCUCUCAUGUAAGAUCGUGUCACAGGAGGGGGCGCUACUGACCUCUUGUGGACACAGGCGGUAACGACACGACAUUAUUAUUAACUGUAUAGCUGGCGACAUUACAGGUGAGCAGCACUUCCUGUUCAUCUUCAACGUAAAAGCAUCUUUCUUUAUUGUACAUUUUAUGUCAAACGUAUUACUAAGCGAUUUUGGUCGAUUCAGAAGGAUCUCUGGUGUAAACCAAGUCGUAUUUAACGACAGCUAGCCUCUCCACUUGCUCCGAUUACUUUUGUUGUAGUCUGAGUCACGUCCAAACAGGAAAUGAAUCCACAAUGUAGCCAAUGACAAUCUAUAGCUGCAUCUCCGUGAUGGCAGCGUUAGCGAGCUAGCAGCUAAUCAGAAGCUAGUGACAAGCUAACUCCAGCGCUACCAGCAGCGUCUCUUUAAAAGGUGCUGAUCACGAUAUCAGGCUGAAACAUUAGACCUGGGACAGGAAACGGAGCUAGAGCUCUGUGUCUUGGAGAGAAUUGAUUUUAGAACUACGUGUGUUAGGGUAUUAGUCCGUGUCAUAGCAAACCCUCGUUAGCACUUCCGCUAGCUCGGCUAACACUUCCGGUAACGAAUGCAUUUGUACAUUAGCUAUAACGUGUUUAUUUUUGAACGUAUAGUGACAACAAACACAAUUUGAGGGAGUCGAUAAGCUAGUGGUCCUGAAAUAGAUUUUGGUUCAUACUGCAGAUUCUUCUGAGUCUCACAAAACCACGUUUUAGCCUAAGAGCAUUACUAUAGUUUUACGUUGAAACAGGAAGUGCUGCUCAUCUGUAAUGUCGCCAGCUUUGCCUCAAAUAAUAAUAAUAAUAGUGUCGUUACCGCCUGUGUCCGCCAGAGAGCAGUAAUGUGUACACUAAACAUAAUUUCACAAGACUUGAAGCCUAAAUAUGCUUAAUUUUCUCUGAUGGAAAGAAAACUAAUGAAUUCUUUCUGUUUUUAACGUUUCUGGCUGAUAAUUGAGUCCUUCUGGUGAUAAUUCUGGUCGUUAUAAGUGUGUACGUGUGUGAAAUGAGGGCUUUUUAUCACGUCUUUAAAAUUAUUUCUAUUUUAUAUUUCCCACUUUUCUGUUUCCUUUAUAAAUGGACAAUAUCCGACCUAAACGUGAGAUUUAUGUUUAAAAUACUAUGAUUUUAGUUUCUGAGCUCAGAUGUGAAAAUGUGUUUUGUUUUUUACUUAUUUAAAAAAAAAUUCUACUGUAUGUUUUCCUUUUUUUGAUAUUUUUCAAAUAUAUCAGUAAAAAUGUAUAAAUUUAUAAAGAAUAAUUGGAGAUUGGAGGUUUUUGCAUGGAUGAUUUAUAUGAAAUGUUCUUAUCAGUGUUUGGAGUAUUUGUGAAAUGUUUUAGUAAAAUAUUGGACUGAAACAGAUUUUUAUUUUCUAUUUUCAUUUUGAUUCUAAACAGCACAGAAUCUGAAAGAAAGUGAAAUGUAAGAGUUUUUUUGUGUGUGUUUUUGUCCUUGUUAGGUCAUAAAACAAGUUUACUCGUGUUGUCGUGGUGUUUUGGGCACUAAAAAUGUUUGUUUUUCCACUGACAAUAAAGAAUCUAAUCUAAUGGAACCUGUUCUCUCUGACUGGAGUUCAGGUUUCGUUGAGUCAGUUUACACUCAGAAAGUCCGAUUUUGUCAAACCUUGUUCCCACAACAACAACAGGAAGCUGCAGAAUUUAUGCAACAAAAGCCUUUUUAAAAAAAAAAUCCUCUUCCAGCUUCUGUUGGUUUUAAUAAAAUGAUCUUUUAGUA